This is a messenger RNA of Coccinella septempunctata (seven-spotted ladybird), 3669 nucleotides long. RefSeq names its product serine/threonine-protein kinase pelle (gene pll). Gene Ontology annotation, biological process: protein phosphorylation; signal transduction. The record is from RefSeq and is a predicted model, not a curated record. The coding region runs from base 143 to 1573 and encodes 476 amino acids. Lineage: Eukaryota; Metazoa; Arthropoda; Insecta; Coleoptera; Coccinellidae. Gene Ontology annotation, molecular function: protein kinase activity; protein binding; ATP binding. The transcript has 8 exons.
AGCUGAUUGUGUUGUGACAGAUCGCCUUUACAUAACCUCUGUAACCUAAACUAACCUACAUUUUUCUGUUUAUAUUUGCUACAAGUUUAGUUUUCUUUUUUCUUAAUUUUCUUCAAUUUCAGUAAGUAAAGUGUUGUGGACUAUGUCAGUUGCCGAAGAAACAAUGUACAUUUAUGAUUUACCCUACCUUGAGUUCAAAGCUUGUUGCAAUAUUUUGGACGAAAAUAACUUAUGGGAAGAAUUGUCUGUUCAUAUGGGCUAUGAGAGGACCACAAUUCAGGAAGUUAGACGAGAGAUAGGUUGUGGUAAAUCUCCAUCAGAAAAACUUCUUUCCCUAUGGGGAAAUCUGAAUCAUACUGUUCUAGAAUUAUUCGUGUUACUAGAUCGUAUGAAAAACAUUGAGGCAAUGGAAGUUUUGAAGAAAUUUAUAAAUCCGAAUAUUUUGAUCAAAUUUCAGUUGAAACAUUGUCAAAGAAAAAGGGAAGAGGAUAUUGUUGAAGUUCCUCAAGAAAAUCACAUCGAAAGUGAGAAAAUAUUGAAUGUUCCUAAACAGAAUAUUGAUAUUGUGAGUAAAGAAAGCAAUGAAAGUAGUCCAGAAAUGAACCUGAAAUUGCCAUAUUUGGCUGCUCCAGGUGGAAAUUCCAGAUUGACAACUGUUUCUGUGAGAUCCUGGAAUGAUGUGAAAUUACCAAUACCAAUAAUACCUUAUGAUGAUUUACAAUUAGCCACUAAUAAUUGGGAUCCAACUACAAUUCUAGGAAAGGGAGGCUUUGGCACUGUUUUCAGAGGCACUUGGAAAUGUACUCAGGUUGCCAUAAAACGAAUAGAAAGGAAAGAGGAUGAUCGAAAUUCCUACAUUGAGCAAAUGAAACAAUCAAUGACCGAACUUCAUUGCUUGAAUGCCUACAGACAUGACAAUAUACUUCCUUUGUAUGGAUUCAGUAUGGGGGGGCCUCAACCGUGUCUGGUUUAUCAGUAUAUGAGAGGGGGAAGUUUGGAAGGAAGACUCAGAGAUUCCAAGUCGAGAUUGAAAUGGUCCACAAGACUUAGCAUAGCUACAGGGACGGCAAGGGGCCUACAGUUCCUACACACAAUUGGAGACAAUCCCCUUGUUCACGGCGAUAUAAAGCCGGCGAACAUAUUGCUGGACAAGAAUGAUUUUCCACGGAUCGGCGACUUCGGCUUAGCUCGCGAAGGACCACAUGAAGAAUACGUGCAUAUCAGCAAAGUUCACGGCACAAGGCCAUACCUACCCGACGAGUUCCUCAGAGGGAAAAAGUUUUCUACCAAAGUGGACACUUUCAGUUUCGGUAUUGUCUUAUUCGAAAUUACAACUGGCCUUGCCGCUUACUCGAACAGGAGAGCUUCCAAGUUCCUUAGGGACCAUGUCGUUGACUACGAGGGCGACAUUUUAGAACUGAAGGACCCGAGGGAAGAAGGCGGCGACAGCUGUUUCAGGGGAUUGAUGAAUAUUGGCAAAAUUUGCGUCAGUAGAAGGGCCAAAGAUCGACCCGAAAUGGUUGUGGUACUCAAGGAGCUAGAAAAUCUUGUUUGUCCUGAUGAAGAAAGUUAGGAACGGUUUAACUGUCUGUGAUGUAUUCCUGAUUGAACCUCCAAAGGAAAUGAACUUGAAGAAAACAUCGAUACAUAUAGAUACCAACAUUGAGCAAACAACUGGACGAUUACCAGGCGGAAGUAGAAAACGAUUUGAAUGAAUCAAAAAUGAGGGUUGUGGUGGUUGGAGUUGGUGAUCCAGAAGGUGAAAAAGAAUUUUUGCCAGGUGACGUUGAAAUUCAAAUACGCCAUUUUUGGCAGAACGCCACUUUGGAUGAAAAAACACACGGUAUGCGUCGAAAACAUUCAUAUCGACAUCUUUUCUGAUGAAAAACAUUAUAAUUGGAGGGAAUUCAUUUCAAUUUUUGACUUGGUUGAUUUAAAGUGUUUUAGAAGAGAAACACCAAAAAAAAAUUCACUUGAAUCAGGGGCGUAGCAAGUUUGGUCCGCGCCCUGAUGCAAACCAUUUCACGGAACCGUUCCCCUUUAUUAUUUUUGAGUUUUCAAUGAGGGGAUGUUAAUUUAAAUUUAGAGAUUUAGUCUGCACAAAGGUCGAGAACUAGAGGAGAAGGAAAUUUAUAAUAAUAAUAAGGUGAACAAUUGAAAAUCAUAUCUUUAUUACAUAAGCUUUCAUUAAUUUAUGAAUAUAAUUGAAUACACAUACAUUUAUUCACAUGAAUAAAUAAAAUGAAGCAUAUAAAUAUUGGAAUAAAAUUAUUCAUAUUUAAAAAAGCAGAACGAAAAUGAAUAGAAAAAUACGAUAAAUUAAAAAACAUAAGCACUGUAACGGGUUUAGUUAUCAAGGGUUUAAUCUCGAGUCCCAGCUAUUCUUUCAAUAAGGGAGAAAUAGCAAAACCAACAUCUAGUAGUCGGAGACAGAGUUGGGUGUUAUCUAAGGUGGAAGCGAUAACAACUACUUCAAAACCGAAUUUAGUACAAUAAUCUAAAUUACAGUGAACCAUACAGAUAUUUCCAAGUCAAUAAAUAUAUACAGCUGAUGAUCAAGUUCAAAAUGAGUAAAACAGAAAUGAAACACUUAAUAACUAACUCAACAGUCAGUAAUUCAAAAUUAACACAGUGAAAUUAAUGGAUCAAACAAUAUUCAAAUCAAUUAUAUUCAGUCAAAAUAUCAGGUAUCAAAGAAAGAAAGCAAUCAAUAGCGGUCACUUUGAUUCCUUCUGAGACAAUAAGGGAUGUACGGGGUUUACACAAAAUUUACACUUACCGGUUGUUACUGAAAGAUUCAAGUCCCUGUAAUCGGUUAAUUUAGCGUCAUGUAUAUGCCAUGUCAGUGCUACGCUAUUUGGAUGGGCGCUCCCACUAAAUGAAAUAUAUUAAACACAGUACAAACUAUUUCUCGAUGCGGAUAACUCAGAGUUCUUUGACAAUAAUUUGAACUGCACUAUUGAAAUUGCGUGGGGGAAAGAUACAAAAAACCGAAAACAUGGGGUAAGAGUAUAUUCCGAUGAGGAAUCCAAAAAUCACAGUAUCACAGAUGGCAAAACCCAGGGCGGCAAAGCGGGUAGAUAAAGGAAAAUAAUAAAUAAAUAAAAUCGGACUGGCAGCAGUCAUUCAUUCUCUGGGAUGGACGUAGACGUCCCCGUAGUGCAGUAAUGGAAGUAAUCAUUCUGAAAGCGAUAAUAAACUCAUAAAUCAUAAAAGAGUACGAUUUUUACUUAGUGCCCAUUUAAAAGAAAAAUAAAAUCUCAACUGGUUCAGUUCUAUAGAAAAAUAUUCGCCCUUUGUGAAUCUUUCGUAUGCAGCAAUUAAUGUUAAUUCUCCCAUAAAAAGUCAAGCUCCAGAAGAGCCCGGGCCCUGGCGCUCGGUGCCCCUUAGACCCCCUGUAGCUACGUCCCUGACUCGAAUGCUUUCUCAAAUUUACAAAAUAGAUACAUAAUCAUAUUUCAUUGUGGCAACGAAUAAUAAUAUAUAACAAACAUUUUAAAAAAACCUCUGAUAAAUUUUAUUUCGAUCUGGCAACUUGUAGAUUCUGCAGCAUUACCAAUAGUUUUUAUUUUAUAUUAAGUAAAUAUUAUUUCAUUUAUUACACAUAAAACAUAAUUGUACAUUGUAAAUAAAUAAGUGUAGAAAUAAACUGUAUUUUUUUACACCGAA